AUGUUUAAAACUCUCUUUUGGAAUGCCAGAGGUGCAGGUAGUGGUAAUUUUCGAUCUGCUAUUGCAGACCUUGUCAAGUUACAUUCUAUUGAUGUUUUAGCUAUUUGUGAACCUAGAGUGCAAUUCUCAAAGGCCUGCACGACUCUUAAUAAUCUUGGAUUCAAUGACUCAAGGAUUGUUGAGGCUCAAGGUUUUUCUGGUGGCCUAUGGCUCCUGUGGAAUAAAAAUAAGACUCAGGUUGACUUCAUUGAUGACAACUUCCAACCCAUUUCUGUUAAAAUCACUAUUCCUGGCAGUCCUGCUUGGAUGCUUUAUGUGGUUUAUGCUAGUCCAACCCACACUUCAAGGGCUUCUUUGUGGCCUUAUUUUGAUAAUCUUGCUGCUAUCACCAACCUCCCAUGGAUGCUAAUUGGAGAUUUUAAUGAGCUGGUUUCUAGCUUAGAUAAGAAAUGUGGCCCUUUUACUGGAAGAUUUGGUGGCUUAAGGAAUUGGAUUAACAGGAAUGCUUUGAUUGAUAUGGGUUUCAAGGGAUCUUGUUACACCUAG
This is a messenger RNA of Rosa rugosa (rugosa rose), 546 nucleotides long. RefSeq lists its product as uncharacterized. Bases 1 to 546 code for a protein of 181 amino acids. The record is from RefSeq and is a predicted model, not a curated record. Gene Ontology annotation, molecular function: catalytic activity. NCBI's taxonomy places the organism in Eukaryota, Viridiplantae, Streptophyta, Magnoliopsida, Rosales, Rosaceae. The transcript has a single exon.